Messenger RNA from Jatropha curcas, 1264 nucleotides. RefSeq lists its product as uncharacterized. NCBI's taxonomy places the organism in Eukaryota, Viridiplantae, Streptophyta, Magnoliopsida, Malpighiales, Euphorbiaceae. The record is from RefSeq and is a predicted model, not a curated record.
AUUUAAAGCAGCUUUAGGAGUUAAAGGUUGUGAAUCAAACCAUAAAAAAUUUUCUUUAUAGAGAAAGUAGUUUUUCUGGGUAAUUAGUUUCUACAGAGACUUCACAUAAUCAUCUUUCUUUCUAUCAUUCUUUUGGUUUAUUGUCAAAAAAAAUUAUCUUGUGCAUUUCAGAGAUGAUGGCUGUGGCAGCAGCAGUCUUAGUGGUGAGUCUUGCAGUGUUUGGAUACAAAAGAAUAAGGCCUCCACCUCCAAAGAUUUGUGGGUCAGAAAAUGGCCCUCUUAUUACUUCACCAAGAAUUAGGCUUAGUGAUGGAAGGUAUUUGUCCUAUAAAGAGAGGGGUGUUCCAAAAGAGAUUGCAAAGCAGAAGGUCAUUCUUGUUCAUGGCUUUGACAGUUCCAAGGACAUCUAUUUGCCACUAUCUCAAGAGGUGAUGGAAGAGUUAGGCGUAUAUAUCCUGACUUUUGACAGAGCAGGAUAUGGAGAAAGUGAUCCAAACCCAAGGAGGUCAGUAAAGAGUGAAGCAUUUGACAUUCAAGAACUUGCUGAUCAAUUGCAAUUGGGUCCUAAGUUUCAUGUAAUUGGAGUUUCAAUUGGAACUUACUCUAUUUGGGCUUGUCUCAAGUAUAUACCGCACAGACUAGCUGGUGCGACUCUUGUGGUUCCAGUGAUCAAUUUCUGGUGGCCUUCUUUUCCUCCUAAAUUGGUAAAUGAGGCCUUUAAGAAGCAACUUAAGAGAGACCAAGUCAAAUUGACAAUUGCACAUCACUUUCCUCGACUUGUGUAUUGGUGGAUGACUCAGAAAUUGUUCCCUUAUUCUUCUAUCAUGCAAAGACAUCCAAUAUUACUAAACAAAAGAGAUUUAGAAAUUAUAAAAGAAAUGUCUCAAGUACCAAAUCCUGAUGAGCAUAAGAUACGGCAGCAAGGAGUGCAUGAAUCACUGCAUAGAGACAUGAUAGUACAUUUUGGGAAAUGGGAAUUUGACCCAAUGGAGCUGAAGAAUCCAUUUCCAACCAAUGAGGCUCGUGUCUACUUGUGGGAAGGUCAUGAAGACAAGCUUGUACCGUUUGAAUUGCAGCGAUUUGUUGUUAAGAAACUGCCUUGGAUCAAAUACCAUGAAGUUCCAGAUGGUGGCCAUUUGAUGAUUCAUGAGAAGGCCUUGUGCGAGGUUAUUUUUAGGGAACUUUUGCUUGGAGACGAACCAUCGUUUUGAUAUACAUGUUAAAUUUAAGAAUAAAAAAAUGAAAAAAAAAAAAAAAAAAAAAA